GAUCCGUCAUGCAAGUCAAAGCGAUAGUGAGGAGUCCAGUGUAAAGACAUUAUUGGCAGCCUACUUGUGAUAACCUACAUUCAUUGUGUUCUCGGCGCUGCAGGAGCUUUUUUUUUUGGAGCGUUAUGCUUAUGAAUCACACACAUAGCAGGAGGCGUCUCUCUACAUUUAGUCACAUUAUCUGUGUUAAGAGGACGAUGCUUUUGAGGACGGGACUUUUUCUCCUGAUGGUGCUGAACGCAUCUGCAUAUGAACUGGAUCAAAACGAGUCUUAUUCGCCCAGGAGAACACGCUUUUCUGCCAACAGCCCUUCAGAUGUGGCACGCUGUCUCAACAGUGCCCUCCAAGUUGGCUGCGGGGCCUUCGCCUGCCUGGAAAACUCAACUUGUGACACAGAUGGCAUGCAUGACAUCUGCAAGUCCUUCCUUUACAGUGCUGCUAAAUUUGACACUCAGGGUAAAGCAUUUGUGAAGGAGAGCCUUAAGUGCAUUGCCAAUGGCAUCACCUCGAAGGCAUUCCCCACCAUCCGCCGCUGCUCCACCUUCCAAAGAAUGAUAUCGGAAGUCCAAGAGGAGUGUUACAGCAAGCUGGAUAUCUGCACUGUAGCGCGAUCAAAUCCAGAUGCUAUUGGCGAAGUGGCACAGCUACCAAGUCACUUCCCCAAUAGGUUUUAUGGUAAGCUGCUACAGAGCCUCAUGGACUGUGAUGAGGACACAGUGGACCGCGUUAGGACCAGCAUGGUGUCACGGCUGGGCCCAGAGAUGACCAUGCUUAUUCAGCUGCUGCAGAACAAGCCCUGCCCAUCCACUGCUGUGGCUGCAGCUGCCGCUAUCCCAACUGGAGUGGAGGGCCGUGGGAGCUGGCGCUGGUCCAUGGGUCCCCAUAUGUACAAGAUCCAGCCUAAUCUGCGAAACAGAGACUCUGCCAGUCAUUUUGGCAAAAAGCGCUCUGGCAGCGACAGCUCCUAACUUUCAGAUUCAGAAGCUCCACACACUCCUCAAAGCUCCUCUAUUCCCUAGAGGUGAUACAAUCCCUUCCACCGCUAGACUGGAAGUUAUAGAAAUAUACAUCCCUAGGGAAUGCCGGAACGUGAAUAGAGGGUGGUUGUUGUUAUAUUGUAUAUCCUACACUUUAGGCGUGAGAGAACCCCUCAUUCCAUCGAGUCCGCUCACAGUUCGGGUUGAAGAUGCGGCCGUUGCAUCCCUGCGACAUGGUCCGGUCCAUCUCUUCUUCACCUCCUCCAAUGAGACGAGUCUUUUGAUGCCAAGCAAAAAAAAUAAUAAGAAAAGAAAAAAACAGCCAUAUAGGUUUACGCCUCUAGAUUACAAGUCCUAACUUUAAUCGAUAGCUCAAUCUCAUAAUCCCGGCAUUUAAUCAUGAAUAGAAAUCAGUAGUUGGAUUAUUAUUAGUUCACUGAUAGGAAUGGGAUAUUAUUGGUAGAUGUAUUUAAUAAAUCUCUGGUGAGACUAGUCCAAAUUGUGAGCAUGAGAUGUGGAAAUUAGUUUCAUAUCUAUUUUCUGAAUAACAUAACAGUUAGAUGUACUGUGUACUCAGUUAUCUGAGACAGCCAUAUCUUGCUCUCUGAAAGAGAGUGCUCAUAUGGAGUGAGGUCUGUAGAGUUACCUUUGAGUUACCUUAAACUGACCAAAAAACUCCCCUUAAUGCUAUUCAUGAAAUACCAAAAUAGUCUAUAGCUAUUAGCACUUGUAGUUGUUGUUUUUGUCUGAUGGCGGAUGUAUCCACUGUCUUGUUUUUCAAAUCCUCAUCCUGCACAUAAGGAUUGUCCCGGUCACGGCAAAGUCUAAAUAUUACAAAAGGUCCAUUUUGCAUAUCUUGUAUACAGACAUUUGUAACGCAUAUGACUGUUGAGCACUAGAGAGUAUGUGAGACCAUGCCUAGUGGAAUCACAUACUCUUAACUGAGCUCGAGGCAGUGGUGUAUGUGCAGUAGCUGAUUAGCACGUUCGCCCAUGAGACAGCGCAAGCUCUACUUGGACUGAUAACCAUCAUUCUCUGAGGUGAAUAACAUGACAUACACACUGGCUUCGAGUGUCAAGAUUGAGAAUUACUAUUUAAAACAAAAAGCCUUGUUGGAAUGAUAUUUAUUUUCCUACCAUAUUAUUUAAUUGCAUUAUUGUAGUCUUUAAUUAGUUUACAGAUUUAAAAAGCAGUUCAGUCACGGCUCCUAUUUGAACAUGAGCUCUAUGCCAAAAAAGAAGUGAGCUGACUCUGGUGACUGAAUGGGACCCGUGUCAUGACUCUGUGCUGGCCAUAGGGGAACAAGGUUGGUCAUUCGGGUGAUCUACUUUAUGGGCGUUCCAAGGGACCACAACAAAAACAAUAGCUUCAUUUUGACACACUUUCUGGUUAAAAAAAAAAGGAUGUCAUUGCAGCUGCUGGAUGUGCUUCUUCAGGGUUUGUGCACAUUGUCAAAAGACUUCAUUUAAUCCAAGCAAAACAAACACCAGCAUCCAAGUUUUUGAUUGUUCUGCACUAGUGGGCAAUGCUUAUCUUCGUGAUGCCUGAAAUUAUUUUCCAUUAAGGUGACUACGAAUCUUAUUCAUAAUAGGUGUUAUUGAUUACUGUCAUUUAUUUGUUAUUUAUUUUGUAUGUUACUUUGUCAAUAUGUCAGCUCUGAUAUUACACAGUGGAGAAAGAGGCAAGAAGGUGGAGAGAGAAAGGUGGUACACGCAUCUGCUUUAGGUAUCUUUUAGGGCCCCUGGAAACCUGCUUUUCAAUCAAGACUUUUCAUCAUAACGUUAAAUAUUGAUGGCUAAAAAAGCAACAAUCUAGAAUUUAGAUAAUCUCUUUAAUCAAGGUGUGUAUGGAUUGGUAAAUAACACAUUUUUAUUCAAAAGUUGCUCAACUAAGUAUGAUAUUAAACCAGUGAUAUGAGUACAGAUCUGUCUUUAGAAAUAACAAAACUGUUAAAACUAAAAAAAAAAUCCUGUUUCCGUCGAGGACCAUAUCAAUUACUGAGUUACUGAUCAUUACAUCUUUGAGUAAAUAACAAUGAAACAUAUAAUACUUAACAAACUUGCUUAAAGCAGGUUCAUGUAAGAUCUUAAAUGCAGGAUAUUUACAUUCCGCUAAAGCAUGUUUUGCUACGACUGCACAGAAAUUAACCUUCAGACGGUUUGGAGAUAUUUACAGGCCGCUGCUACUAACUCAGGUCCCACAGUCUUUCUGUGACAUGAUGGUGGUACAUUGGAGUUCACUUAAAAUGACACACAGGCGUUGUCUCAGGUGGUAAAAAGCACAUGUUAGUUUGUGUAUGUUUAGGGAUCUUGUAUAUGUACAUCAAAGGAAGAAAAAGCCCAAUAGAAAUCAUCCAGUAAACAAAAUCAAUAUUUGAAAACUGAACAUUUUUGCAGUUGAGAUUGCAUAUUUGAUGGAGACAAUUAAUCAGAAAGAGUCGAUUAGCGCAGAGUCACUGUCACUUCAUGCUGGUGUUUGUUUUAUCGAUGCCUAAUUGAUCGAUGGUUGUGAUAAUCAAUGAGUUAGUUUCUGCACCGACAGUAAACUGCAAACGUUUGUGCACAUUGAAAAUGCAAUAUGGAACCAGGGCUGGGUUCGGUUCACUAUCAAGCAGUUUGAUCUAGAAAAAAAUCAAUUAUAGUCAAACGUGCCAGAAGCGGUCGCGUUUCAAAUGGUUUUGUGACACAAUCAUAAAAUAUAGUUUUGGUUUCAUGAAUGCAAUUGAACCCAGCCCCGUUUGAAUUAAAGUGAAUUUAUAUAUUUUCCUGGAUUGAUAAGAGUAAAGCACAGAACAGAAAAAAGAGAUGUCAGGUUAUCAAUUUAAUAGCUAUGUUAAGAAUUCCAAACUAUGCAAUAAUCUCACAUUAAAGGAUUCACAGCAACACAGAAAUUGACCUUUAUUUCAUUCAGUGCCAGCUGAUGCUGUGUGAAUAAAACAGCAGCUUGUUUAGUCUCACACUGCGUUCACAGCGUAAAAGUCAUCGCUCCUCUUUAUUGCUUUCUGUUUCUGUGGGUUUUUUGUAAACUGUUGUUUCAUUUUGUUUUGUUGUUUGUUUUAGAUCAUUUAAUGCGAAAGGACAGUUCUGGAGGAAUCACUUGGGAAAUUAAGAGCUAUAGUCACACACCGUAGUGUAUCCUAGCUUACUAUGUUACGUUUAAUAUGCACUUUGCAUCUUAACCACUAUCAAUGCCAUUGAAACUUUUAGCACAUGAGAAAUGGAGACCUGUUUUAUUCACCCAGUGAGAAAUCAGUUAGAAUAUUUCACGCCCUGGAGGGCCAGGGCUUCUUCAUGUACUAUUGAUACAUAUGUCUGUAUCUUUGUUGUCCAUGGGUAAAUCCAAAACCCAACAGCCGCUGCUAAACUGUUACUUCCCUGUGUGAGGCUGUCCAGAUGGCCCUCAGCUGUGGCCGCUCUGCUCCAACACACAGUGAGCUCAGCAUCAGUCACAUUCACGUUCAAAUAUUUCACUGUCCAUCCAUGUCUUCACAUUUAAUUUCCAUCAACAUUUCUUGUGUCAAAUGUAUUUGGCAAGGGCAAAUUGACUGUUUUCUCACCAAGUAAACUGUAAUGUUAAUUUCAGAGAAUGUACCUGUAUACUGAAUGUCUGUUUCGACGAGAACGUGCUCGAGUUAGGUGGCCUAAAAAACUAAAGUAAAAAAUAUAUAUAUAUAAGGCUUUCAAUUACUUUCUGUUUUAGAUUGUAAUAAAAGUAUUGGGUGCUUACGGUGGUACUGGAGCAUUAUUAAGAGUUUUGUGAAAAUGUUUCUCCUGUCAACAGAGACUAAAGACUUCUCACUUCUGGCACUUCAUGGUACUCUUUCCUCUCAAGACUUGAAAUAGAUAGAUGUUGUGCUUGAACUAAAUCGAAAAUCUUCGGCGACCAGUAAAAAAUAUUUUGUUUUGAUUUAUAAGUGACAGUUAUUUUACUAUCAGAUUCAGAAGGUUAUUGAGGAUUUAAGGGGUUACUGAAGUUCCUGAUACAGAUGCUAUGUAACGCAUGAUUGACCCUUGUGAAUCACUUGCACUUUAAAAUAUACCCAUAUACAUAUAUACCCAUACUGUGUAUAUGUUUGGGUUUUUUUCCUCUGUACUGAAAAGUCACAAAUGCAUCAAUUGUGUGUCUUUUGCUGAUCAGAAAUAAAAUAUUUAUCAUA
Pungitius pungitius (ninespine stickleback) is the source of this 5133-nucleotide messenger RNA. RefSeq names its product stanniocalcin 1 (gene stc1). Gene Ontology annotation, cellular component: extracellular region. Gene Ontology annotation, biological process: intracellular calcium ion homeostasis. Bases 126 to 968 code for a protein of 280 amino acids. NCBI's taxonomy places the organism in Eukaryota, Metazoa, Chordata, Actinopteri, Perciformes, Gasterosteidae. The record is from RefSeq and is a predicted model, not a curated record. The transcript is spliced from 4 exons. Gene Ontology annotation, molecular function: hormone activity.